AUGCCUCCGUUGGGAUUAUCCCUGCGCUGGAAGGCCAGCGAUGAGGAAACAGGCGAUCGCGUGACCCCAACGUCGCGCAGUUCGACGCCGAAGGACAGUGGCCGAGAUGAUCUGAGACUGCAGCGACGCGGGAGCCAGAGAAAGAUUGAACCGGCCUCUGCUAUCCCCAUUGAGUAUCGAAGCGUGUCAAUGGAUAUCGAGGAUGGGGAGAGACAACAGCGGUCCAAACAAUGGCAAAAUACGGAUUGGCACACGAUUUCCGUCGAAGAAGUGCAGAAGCGUCUCGACGUGGACAUGUCCUGCGGCUUGGCUGGAAGCACGGCCAGCCAGCGCCUCCGGGAAAAUGGCCCAAACAAGAUCUCGCCUCUGCCGAACCCUUGGUUCUGGAAAGUUUUCGGGUAUCUUUUCAAAGGAUUCGGAUCCAUCCUCCUCGUCGGCGGCAUUCUGGUUUUCCUCUCAUGGAAACCACUAGGAGAACCUCCGGCGGUGGCCAACCUUGCCCUGGGUGUUGUUCUAAUUGCCGUGUUCCUGCUCCAAGCCUCAUUCAAUGCGUGGCAAGAUUGGUCUUCGUCUCGUGUUAUGGCUUCUAUCACUGCAAUGCUGCCGGAAUCCUGUCUGUUGAUCCGUGAUGGGUCUCGAGUAGAGGUCCUUGCCACGGAGCUUGUCCCGGGAGACACAGUAUACCUGAAAUCCGGAGCGAAAAUCCCAGCGGACAUGAGAUUCGUUGAAGUAUCUCAGGACUUGACUGUGGAUAGAUCGAUCGUCACCGGUGAAUCCAACUCGGUCAAGGGUAGUGUGGACUCCACAUCUGACAACUACCUGGAGACACGGUGUAUCGGUCUUCAAGGGACUCACUGUGUGUCUGGUAAUGCCACUGGAAUUGUCGUGGCAACUGGUGACUCGACAGUUUUCGGACGAAUUGCUAAACUGGCGGGUGAACCGAAGACUGGCCUGACUACCAUUGAAAAGGAAGUCUUGCGCUUUGUGGUCUUGAUCUUCGUCAUCAUGGUAACCUGGAUUGUGAUUCUGGCCUCUGUUUGGGGCGGCUGGCUCCACAAGAAGCAUCCUGACUAUAUCAACGUGGCCACUCUGAUCGUUGAUUGUGUUAGUGUUGCCAUCGCAUACAUUCCAGAGGGUCUUCCCAUCGCGGUUGCGAGUAGUUUGACUAUCACAGCCAACCUGAUGAAGAAGAACAACGUUCUUUGCAAGUCUUUGAAGACGGUCGAGACCCUAGGCUCGGUGACGGUUAUAUGUACUGACAAAACUGGCACACUUACCCGGAACCGCAUGGCUGUCACAGACUUCGCUGUUGAAAACACCACAUCAACUGUGGAAGGAGAAGUCACGAACACGAGCCUGGCUCCUUCUGUUGUCCAGCAACUCGUGGCUAUUGGUAGUCUCUGCAAUGCUGGUGAAUUCGACAACGCAGCAUCGGAAGCUCCCCUCAGUGAGCGACGCAUCUACGGUGACGCAACCGAUCAAGCUAUUUUGAGAUUCUCAGAGAGCCAAGGCUCUGUUGCAGAAAUUCGAAAGGGAUGGAAAAAGUUCUUCAGUCUGGACUUCGACAGCAAGAACAAGUUCAUGGUCAAAGCGUUUACUCCAGUCCUCCCCGAAGGCCCGAAGACUUGGCUCUCAACGGCCGAAUCCAGCAAUUUCAACGCUGAAGACAUUCUUGUAACCGUCAAGGGAGCUCCGGAUAUUUUGAUCGAGCGUUGCGCCAACGUUCUUGGUGCAGACGGUGAAUUGAAGCCAUUGAAUGAGGUCAUUCUCGCAGAAAUCAAACAUCUGAAAGACAAGUGGUCUGCGGAGGGCAAACGGACUAUUCUGCUUGCUCGUAAGGUUCUGGCAAGGGACAGUAUUCUGGCCGAUCCCACAUCGGCGGAAUGCGAGUCCCAGAUGCUCGCUGAAGCCAAGGCGGGUCUUACACUGGUUGGGCUUGUGGGCAUUAUCGAUCCAACAAGAUCAGAAAUCCCUGAAGUCAUGCGAAUUUUGCGUCAGGCGCACAUCAGAGUCUUCAUGGUCACUGGUGACUUCGGACUUACAGCGCUGGCCAUUGCCCGUCAAUGUGGCAUUGUUACUACCGACUCCGUUCAUGAUUCAUCGGCACUAGAGCGUUUCGCGGGCACAGGAGAAAAAAAGACGGACCCUUCUCAGUCUGCCCUACUUCUCAGUGGCCCCGAUCUGAUGGCUCUCAACGAAUACCAGUGGGAACAACUCUGUCAAUAUCGCGAGAUUGUAUUCUCCCGUACUACUCCCCAUCAAAAAUUGCGAAUUGUGCGCGAGCUGCGGGCCCGGGACCAAAUUGUCGGUAUGACUGGCGAUGGAGUCAAUGACGCACCGGCCCUCAAAGCUGCCGAUAUUGGAAUCAGUCUUGCCAGCGGCUCGGACAUCGCUAUCGAAGCUGCUGACAUGGUCUUGCUGGAUUCAUUUGCCGCGAUUGUCGAAGCCGUCCGUUACGGACGAGUCGUGUUCGACAACCUCAAGAAAACGGUCGCCUACCUUCUUCCUGCUGGCUCGUGGUCCGAGUUCUGGCCUGUGUUCACCAAUUUGAUCUUCGGCAUUCCUCAAAUCUUGUCGUCCUUCCUGAUGAUCAUCAUUUGUUGUUUUACCGACUGUGCUGCGGCCAUCGCUCUUGCCUACGAAACUCCCGAGGCAGAUGUACUCUUCCGUCCGCCCCGCCAUCCCACAAAGACUCGCCUUGUCGACUGGAAGCUUAUGUUCCACGCAUACGCCGUUAUUGGAAUGAUCGAAACUGCCUGUUCGUUUACCAUGGCAUACUGGUAUCUUCAAAGAAGCGGCAUUUUCUUCUCGGAUCUCUGGUUCAAGUUCGGGGAGAUUCCAGCCGGCAUGGACCCUGACUACUACAGCGCUAAGGUGAACGAGGCGAGCUCUAUCUACUUUAUGAACCUCGUUAUCAUGCAAUGGUUCAACCUCAUGGCAGUGCGCACUCGGCACCUCUCCAUCUUCCAGCACCCCCCUGCUUUCAACAAGAAGACCCAAAAUCUCUAUUUGUUUCCCGCAAUUGUAUUUGCGCUGGGUAUUGCAGUGAUUUGGUUGUACAUCCCUAGCCUGCAGACAGUUCUCAGCACUUCGGGGAUUCCUGUGGAGCACUAUUUCCUUCCCGCGGCGCUGGGUAUGGCUCUCCUCUGCAUGGAUGAAUGCAGAAAAGCAGCAGUCCGUCGCUGGCCUGAAGGAUUGCUGGCCAAGAUGGCUUGGUAA
This is a messenger RNA of Penicillium lagena, 3219 nucleotides long. RefSeq names its product cation-translocating P-type ATPase. Gene Ontology annotation, biological process: proton transmembrane transport; potassium ion import across plasma membrane; intracellular potassium ion homeostasis. Gene Ontology annotation, cellular component: membrane. The transcript is spliced from 10 exons. NCBI's taxonomy places the organism in Eukaryota, Fungi, Ascomycota, Eurotiomycetes, Eurotiales, Aspergillaceae. The record is from RefSeq and is a predicted model, not a curated record. The coding region runs from base 1 to 3219 and encodes 1072 amino acids. Gene Ontology annotation, molecular function: ATP binding; ATP hydrolysis activity; P-type sodium:potassium-exchanging transporter activity.